CUCCUCCCACCUCCAUCGAAGUGGUGGCCGCUGACACGCCAGCCCCCUUCAGCCGCUACCAAGCCCAGAACUUCACGCUGGUCUGCAUCGUGUCCGGAGGGAAGCCAGCGCCCAUGGUUUAUUUCAAACGAGACGGGGAACCCAUCGACGCAGUGCCCCUAACAGAGCCGCCGGCUGCGAGCUCCGGCCCGCUCCAGGACAGCAGGCCCUUCCGCAGCCUCCUACACCGUGACCUGGACGACACCAAGAUGCAGAAGUCACUGUCCCUCUUGGACGGCGAAAACCGGGGUGGGCGACCCUACACGGAGCGCCCUGCCCGCAGCCUGACCCCAGAUCCCAGCGUCCUCCUCCAGCCAACCACGGAGAACAUCCCAGAGACGGUCGUGAGCCGCGAGUUCCCCCGCUGGGUCCACAGCGCUGAGCCCAUCUACUUCCUGCGCCACAGCCGCACCCCGGGCAGCGACGGCACCGUGGAGGUGCGCGCCCUGCUCACCUGGACCCUCAACCCCCAGAUCGACAACGAGGCCCUCUUCAGCUGCGAGGUCAAGCACCCAGCGCUCUCGAUGCCCAUGCAGGCAGAGGUCACGCUGGUUGCCCCUAAAGGACCCAAAAUCAUGAUGACGCCCAGCAGAGCUCGGGUCGGGGACACGGUGAGGAUUCUCGUCCAUGGAUUUCAGAACGAAGUCUUCCCGGAGCCCAUGUUCACGUGGACGCGGGUUGGGAGCCGCCUCCUGGACGGCAGCGCCGAGUUCGACGGGAAGGAGCUGGUGCUGGAGCGGGUUCCGGCCGAGCUCAACGGCUCCAUGUACCGCUGCACAGCCCAGAACCCGCUGGGCUCCACCGACACGCACACCCGGCUCAUCGUGUUUGAAAACCCAAAUAUUCCAAGAGGAACGGAGGAAUACCAUGGUUCCGCGACCGGCCCUGCUGGCGCCCGGCUCACCUUGGUGCUUGCCCUGACAGUGGUCCUGGAGCUGACGUGAAGGCGCGCCCGGCCCCCGCCACUCCAUCGGGCCCCGACAUCUCCGCGAUCGGUUUUCGUUUCUUUUCUAAGCUAUUUCCAGUCUUGUUCUUAGUAUCUUUCUGUCCGUGUCUUGGCUUCUUCAAUCGGUUUAAUUAAAACAAACAGAAUGAUUUUCCCCA
Messenger RNA from Propithecus coquereli (Coquerel's sifaka), 1143 nucleotides. It is a transcript of the gene IGSF21, whose product is annotated as immunoglobin superfamily, member 21. Lineage: Eukaryota; Metazoa; Chordata; Mammalia; Primates; Indriidae. Gene Ontology annotation, biological process: homophilic cell-cell adhesion; heterophilic cell-cell adhesion. Gene Ontology annotation, cellular component: adherens junction. The record is from RefSeq and is a predicted model, not a curated record. The annotation marks the transcript as partial. The transcript has 6 exons.